CCCCGCUUCCCAUCCCCCUCCCCCCCAAAAUCAAUUGGGUUCGAUGCUGCUCGACUCAUACUGCUUCCUUUGUUCAUUUCACCCCGUAUCUCUUUAUUUGUGUGCAUGUUGAUUUGGCGACUUUCCUCAAGCUGAUAUUGCAGUAUGUGUCUGGUGUUUUCGCUGAAGAGCUAAUGGAAUGUUUACCACUACUACCACUACCACCGCCUCGAUGCCCUCCAAUGGUGCGGCCGAUAUUGACCCCUUAGAUGCAGUGGAUUACGAUCCCAUCGACCACCUCAACUCAAUCUUCUCCCAUCCGUCCACAUUGUCCGCCGUGUCCCAAGUAUCCCAGUCCCUCUGCACAUACGAAGAUGAGCUCGACGACGAGAUCAGUGCUCUGGUCGAGGACCAGGUCACCUCGAAUGCGGAAAGCGUUGAGCGCAUUCAGGCCGCCAAAGCUGAUCUCACCGAAUUGUUCAAGAAGAUCGACGAUGUGCGCGACCGCGCUUCUAAGACCGAGCUCGCAAUAACGGAGAUGACGGCCGAUAUCAAGCAACUUGAUAACGCGAAGAAGAACCUCACGCUAUCCAUGACUGCACUCAAACGGCUGCAAAUGCUGACGACGGCCUACGAUCAACUUCGUGCCCUCGGUCGGACUAGGCAAUAUCGGGACUGUGCUCAGCUGCUGCAGGCAGUCAUCCAGCUCAUGGCGCACUUCAAGUCGUAUCGAUCGAUUGAUCAGAUCGCGCUUCUCAGCAAGAACGUGGCAGAUAUUCAACGGGAACUCUUAGAACAGGUUUGCGAGGACUUUGAGCUCGCCUUCGCGAAGGGGGAAGUAGGGCUGCGGAGGUCGACGCUCUCGGAGGGAUGCUUGGUUAUGGAUGCGCUGGGUGAGCAUGCGAAAUCUAGGCUAGUGACCUGGUACUGCAACUUUCAACUCCGCGAGUAUCGUCAGGUGUUCAGAAACAACGAGGAGGCGGGGUCUCUGGACAACAUAUCCCGGCGAUACGCGUGGUUCAGGCGUAUUUUGAAGAUCUAUGAUGAGGAAUACGCGCCCAUUUUCCCCGCUUCAUGGAAGGUUAAUGAGACUCUCACCAACAUCUUCUGUGAAGGUACAAGAGACGACUUCAAGGGCAUUCUCUCCCGCUCGGUGCGCAACGGGCAAUCGAUCGACGUCAACCUGCUCCUGUCAUGCUUGCAAGAGACCUUGGAUUUCGAACAUUCGCUUGAAAGACGCUUUGUCAGCCCCGCUCGUCCUUCAACCGACACUUUCGCAUCGAGUGAGGCGCCCGUGUUUGGUCAGGCCAUAUCGGAGGCUUUUGAGCCCUAUCUUAGCGUUUGGGUGGAGGCCCAGGAUAAACAACUGGCUGCACUUAUACCUAAGUAUCGGCAACAGCCCGUGAAGCCGCCGGACGAAGAGUUCGACUCACAUAUAGUUAUAUCCUCUUCGACGGAUUUGUUCAACUUCUACCGGCAUGCUCUGCAGCAAUGUGCGAAGUUGUCGACCGGCACAAGCCUUGCAGACCUCGCGAAGGUCUUUGCAAAGUACCUGGACCAGUAUGCACAGCAGGUACUUCUAUAUUACAUCAGUGAACGUCCUAGUGGCCACACGCCAUCGAAAGUACCCAAUCUUGAAGACCUUAUUCUGGUUCUCAACACCGCAGAUUACUGCUACACGACAUGCAACCAGCUGGAGGAGAAGAUCAAGGGGAGGUUGGAUAAGUCUCUCAAACAAGCAGUAGACUUGCAGAGCCAAGCAGAUACUUUCAUGGGCAUUGCGUCUGCGACUGUCAGGGGGCUUGUACGAAGAGUUGAAAUCGAAUUGGAGCCUUGUUGGCGCGAAAUGCGCAAUAUACCCUGGAGUCGGCUGGAAAAUGUCAGCGAUCAGAGCUCCUACGUUGGCGAACUCUUGUCCAAAACUCAAGCCAAGUGCACGGAAACUUUGCAACUACUACAUAAACAGCAAUAUGCCCGGGCUUUCGCAGAUCACACUAUAGAGCUGGUCUCUAAUCUUUUCAUUACCAACAUUUACCAGUCCAAGCCCAUUGCAGAAACUGGAGCAGAGCAAAUGCUCCUUGAUGCCUACGCCCUCAAAGCCGGUUUCUCGUCACUCAUGCCGAAUCCCGCCCCUGCAGGCUUCGUCAAACGCGUCAAUGGCAGUUUUGCAAAGAUCGAGGCCCUCCUCAAGACCCUUCAAGUGCACCCCUCGCCCCCCGAGGCCCUUGUGCAAGCUUACCUCGUCCACAUCGCCGACCAGAACAACACCAACUUCCGCAAGAUCCUUGACAUGAAGGGCAUCCGCAGCCGCCAGGAGCAGAACCAUCUCCUGGAGCUCUUCCAGAUCCACCGUGCAUCCGAUCGCUACGCAUCCAACCUUCAGCAGAGCAACCCCAUGCUUACCGCCUUGCAAUCCACCGCGGCACCGACGUCGUCUUCCUCCGUCUCCCAAGGUCUCGGUCUCGGCUCGGCCGCAGCGUCCAUCGGCGCCACAAACCUUCCCACUCGCUUCGACGCGUCCAUGCUCGGCUCCGCCCUCAUCUCUGCCGCGAAAGAUGGCGUCGACCGCUUCGGAACACCCAUGAGCAGCUCCUCGGGUCCCAUAAUACCCGGAGGAGCGGGUGGUGCGACAUCCGGAGCGGGUGGCGGCGGCAGCGGCACUCUCGCCUCGGCUUCAUCCACGCCCAACCUUGCAGGCUCGGCCCAGAGCAAUAAUCCGGGCGCGGAGAGCAGCGCCGCAGCUAACCUGAACGAGAACCUCAAGAAUAUUGGAAAAUUCUUCCGACGCGACCUAGGUGGUUUUGGAGGUAGGUUUGGCAGGGGCGGGGAUGAUGGGUGAUUUAUUGCUCUUGGGGGCGUGUUUUAUAAUCUGC
This is a messenger RNA of Aspergillus saccharolyticus JOP 1030-1, 2852 nucleotides long. Its product is annotated as putative GARP complex subunit Vps53. Gene Ontology annotation, cellular component: GARP complex. The record is from RefSeq and is a predicted model, not a curated record. Lineage: Eukaryota; Fungi; Ascomycota; Eurotiomycetes; Eurotiales; Aspergillaceae. The coding region runs from base 179 to 2818 and encodes 879 amino acids. Gene Ontology annotation, biological process: retrograde transport, endosome to Golgi. The transcript has 3 exons.